GCAACUCCUGAAGGCGGCGAGCCCAAACUACAUCUCCCGUGAUUCCUUUUGCACCCGGUAGUAACUGGCAGUGGAGGAGGAAGGCCCACGUGUUUCCCUUCCUCCAGCCCCCUGCCUGCCUAUCUGCUUUUCAUUCUUGGGACACCUUUAACGUUGGGCAACAGCUAGCAAAAACAGUCUUGCACUUUCUCCUGCCUUAGGCUGUUAUGCUGCCUUUCCCCUUUAGACAUUUUGCCAAGCCCCUGAGAAGAUGUUGCCAGAUCGGGGGAAGUUUGCGAGCCCAGCACAGCAAAGCAGCUGCUGCGUCUGCCAAGGAUGCUCUGGGAUGGACCGGGCAAGAGAGCUUGGCUGAGAGCGACCCUGAGAUGUGGGAACUGGUCCAGCAAGAGAAAGAUCGGCAGUGCCGAGGGCUGGAACUCAUUGCCUCAGAGAAUUUCUGCAGCCGAGCUGCCCUGGAGGCCCUGGGCUCCUGCCUGAACAACAAGUAUUCGGAGGGCUAUCCUGGCAAAAGGUAUUAUGGCGGUGCUGAGGUGGUGGACCGCAUUGAACUGCUGUGCGAACGCCGAGCCCUGGAGGCUUUUGACUUGGAUCCUGAGCGCUGGGGAGUGAAUGUCCAGCCCUACUCUGGGUCCCCUGCCAACUUUGCAGCAUACACAGCCCUGUUGCAGCCCCACGAGCGCCUUAUGGGCCUGGACUUGCCUGAUGGAGGCCACCUGACGCAUGGAUAUAUGUCGGAUAUCAAGCGUAUCUCGGCCACGUCCAUUUUCUUUGAAUCUAUGCCCUACAAGCUCAAUCCAGCAACGGGACUGAUUGAUUAUGACCAGCUAGAAGUAACAGCCCGCCUGUUCCGUCCGCGUCUUAUUAUUGCUGGCACCAGUGCCUACGCCCGCCUUAUCGACUACCCCCGCAUCAAGAAGGUGUGUGAGGAGGUGAAGGCCUACAUGCUGGCUGACAUGGCCCACAUCAGUGGCUUGGUGGCAGCCAAAGUCAUCCCAUCGCCCUUUGACUAUGCCGACUUGGUGACCAGCACAACCCACAAGACUUUACGUGGGGCCAGAUCUGGGUUGAUCUUCUACCGCAAAGGUGUCCGUUCUGUGGACAAGAAGACAGGCAAGGAGAUUCCCUACAAUCUGGAGGAGAGAAUCAACUUUGCUGUGUUCCCGUCACUGCAAGGUGGGCCUCACAACCAUGCUAUUGCUGCUGUUGCUGUGGCCCUGAAACAGGCCAGCUCACCCAUGUUCCGGGAGUAUUGCCAGCAGGUCUUGAAGAAUGCUAAAGCCAUGGCAGAGACUCUGCUGCAGAGGGGAUACACCCUGGUCUCAGGGGGCACAGAUAACCACUUGGUGCUUGUGGACCUGCGGCCAAAAGGCAUCGAUGGAGCCCGGGCUGAGCGGGUGCUUGAAUUGGUGUCCAUCACGGCAAACAAGAACACCUGUCCUGGAGACAAGAGCGCAUUAACACCUGGGGGUUUGCGGCUUGGGGCACCUGCACUUACCUCCCGACGUUUCCGGGAAGCCGAUUUCCAGAGAGUGGUGGAAUUCAUAGAUGAAGGAAUCCAAAUUGGCCUGGAUGUCAAAAAGAAAACUUCCAAGCUCCAAGAUUUCAAAUCUUUCUUGCUGACUGACCCAGAGACCAAGAGGAGCCUGGAUGACCUCCGACAACGCGUCGAGACCUUUGCCCGUGCCUUCCCCAUGCCUGGCUUCGAGGAACGUUGAAAAGGAUGCCCGACCAGAGACUAGCGAUCAUGCCCUCGUGGCACCCAAGAGGCCAAAAGCCAGGAAGCCCCUGUUUCCCUUGCCUCUCAGAUGUUAGCCAAUCAGCAGGGGCUGUUCUUCCAGAAGAGCAUCUCCCUAGGCUACUGUUUCCCUCUCCCUGGCCCUCAUUUUUUAGUGACUGCAACAACUGACCUCCUUUUGUUUACAGCAGGGCUAGCCUCUGACUCACAACGUAUUUGUAAUGAUUUGUGCCAUCCAUUAGGCAAGGUGGACUCUGAGAAUUAAAACGGCUUCCACAGUCGCCUUGAAACUGUGCCUGAAUCAAGGCUGAGAAUUUUUGCGAGAGUCUGUCCCGGGAAACCAGCAUGCCAGCGAAUGUACAUAUACCCUUGCCUACAUGCCUAAAUAUGCAGAUGCCUGUGUGUGCAUCACCAGGGAUCUGCAGGUGUUUCCUUACAGCUGCAACCGCCAUAUCAGAGUUUGUUCAUCUAAAGAUAAUUCAUUUGCACAGACAGAUAUUUCAGUUAGAGGCUCAAAGUGCUUUACAAACUUUUUUCAUUAACAGUCAUAAGGAAGUCUUUUGUUCUUUUUCUUUAGCACACGAGGACAACACUGUUUACUUUUCUCUGAAAUUCUACAGGAAUAAUCUCGAGAAUGGGCCGAAAAGAUACUGAGAGCACAAGUUCUGGCUUAACCUGGUUCUCGUGCAAGCUUUCCAGGGUGUAUGGAUCAUAGUUGCAAGUAGGGCUUUUUUUGUAGCAGGAACUCCUGUGCAUAUUAGACCACACAGCCCUGAUGUAGCCAAUCCUUCAAAAGCUUACAGUAGGCCCUGUAAAAAGAGCCCUGUAAGCUCUUGGAGGAUUGGCUACAUCAGAGGGGUGUAGCCUAAUAUGCAAAGGAGUUCCUGCUACAAAAAAGCCCUGGUUCCAAGAUUCUUCUCCCAGGGUCCAAAAUGCACCAAAAGUCAAUUUAUUGUGAUUAAAAAAAAAAAUUGCAAAAAGUAA
This is a messenger RNA of Heteronotia binoei (common prickly gecko), 2719 nucleotides long. It is a transcript of the gene SHMT2, whose product is annotated as serine hydroxymethyltransferase 2. NCBI's taxonomy places the organism in Eukaryota, Metazoa, Chordata, Lepidosauria, Squamata, Gekkonidae. Gene Ontology annotation, biological process: folic acid metabolic process; regulation of oxidative phosphorylation; tetrahydrofolate interconversion. The coding region runs from base 207 to 1715 and encodes 502 amino acids. Gene Ontology annotation, molecular function: glycine hydroxymethyltransferase activity; mRNA regulatory element binding translation repressor activity; cobalt ion binding. The transcript is spliced from 12 exons. The record is from RefSeq and is a predicted model, not a curated record. Gene Ontology annotation, cellular component: nucleus; cytoplasm; mitochondrial matrix.